AUGGAUUGUGCAACUUAUCUGUUGAUGGGAGAAGCUGAAUAUUGGUGGAGAGGAACACGCAUGAUGAUGGAAUCUAACCGUGUGCCUGUGACGUGGGAUGCUUUCUGCGUUGUCUUUAUGGACAGGUACUUUCCGAUUAGCGCAAGGGAAGAAAAGGAAGCACAAUUCUUGAAGUUGUUUCAGGGGAAUAUGGUGGUGGCAGAGUAUGCCGCUAAGCUGGAAUCUUUGGCGAAGCACCAUUUCCUUGCCAACCGUGUUGAUGAGGCGUACCUAUGCGCUAAGUUUACGAAUGGGCUCCGACCUGAGAUCAAAGAGUCGGUGCAUCCUUUGGGGAUACGUGCAUUCGAACCGUUGGUGGAGAAGUGCAGGGAGAUAGAAGCAAUAAAGAACAAGGGGAAGGAUAAGCUGUACCGAGGAGGACCGAUGAGGUCCGGAAGCCAAGGCCAAGGAGGGCGCGACAAGGGGAAACGACAUCAGAGGAAGCCUUACCAUCGUCAACAAGAAGAUGAGAAGUCUCAGGGAGGGUACAUACCCAUGCCUACAGCCCUAGGAAGACAAGGGAGCCAAGCCCAAAACCGUGGUGUUCAGUGCUUCAGAUGUGCAGAGUUUGGGCAUUUUGCCGCUGCUUGCAAGGAGGAUGGACCGUUAUGCUACAAUUGUCACAACCCGGGACAUCUUUCCAGAGACUGUAGGGCACCAAAAGUGGAGCUAGCUGUGUGCGUUACACGAGGGACUCACCCGACUAUCGAAGAACGAGUGCACUUAAUGGUGGGGAUUGAGGCUACUGAUGCUGAGGAGGAGACCUGA
Lotus japonicus is the source of this 807-nucleotide messenger RNA. RefSeq lists its product as uncharacterized. The record is from RefSeq and is a predicted model, not a curated record. Bases 1 to 807 code for a protein of 268 amino acids. NCBI's taxonomy places the organism in Eukaryota, Viridiplantae, Streptophyta, Magnoliopsida, Fabales, Fabaceae. Gene Ontology annotation, molecular function: nucleic acid binding; zinc ion binding. The transcript has a single exon.